AUGGUGGUGAAGCAAUACGCUCCCGGAGAGCCCCGAGCCCUCAUCGCCCCGCGCAGGCCGCAAUCCGCGGCGCGGAGUUUGGCCAUCGCCAGCCGAGCCCCCCGCGUCCUGAGGGAAAGCCGAGCGCUGCUCCGAGCCAGGGACACGCACCGGUGCCGCGCCCACCGCCUCCACUCACCCAUCAACCCGGCUGCACAAGGCGAUAUUCACUCCUUUACGGGAGGGCUCCUUCUGAACACCAGGCUGGGAUUACGGCUCCCACACCAUCCACCUAAUCCCCGCUGCGCUCAUCGGGGGCGGCGUACCGCGAAGCGCAUGAGCUCCGAGGACGGCAGAUCUGUCCCCCACCGUUACCGCCAGUUUCUGCCUCUUUUUCCCUUUCUCCCAACGCAGCAGGAGAAGGCGGAGUGGGAAAACCUAAACAAGGUAUUAGUGCGUCAUGGCUUGAAACCCGUGAGUCUUGCUGCCCCCCAAAGCUGCUGCAGAGAUAGAUCAGAUAUGUUUGUCCUAGACUGUCAGUCUUCUCUAGGAAUAAGACUUGCAUUAAAAACGCUGGUGGAAGACACUGAGCGACAGCAGAAAGUGAUGCAGGGACUUAUGGAAGCAAAUCGAUGUCUUAGAGAUGUGGUACGACUGGAACAAGGUCGGGCAUCUCGGCAAGAGGAGCGGGCUAAUGAUUUGGAAAAUGUGGUGAAAAGCAUUAAGGCCAAAAUUUGUCAGCUGGAAGAUGAAACAAUAGCUAAAGCAUGCCAGCAACAGAACCAAGUCAAGGAACUUCAAAAAGAGCAACAGGCUUCACAGGUAAAAUACCAACAGCAGCAGAAAAAGCUGCAAGAACAGGAAGAGACUAUUGCCCGCUUGCAGAAAGAGCUGAGCAGAGCUGGGAGGGAGGAGCAGCAGCGAGUUGCCACUCAAAACAAAAUGUUUUGUCAGUUUUGCAAAAGAGUUCCCAAGUCUCUCCUGGAUCACCGGUACCUUUGUCUAAUUGAUUAUUAUGAAUCUCAGAUUAGUCAGAUUAAAAAGGAGCUGAGGAAAUAUAAAAAAGAUGAAGAUGAGGUGCAGAGAGAAGUAAGAAACAAGGAAGAGUUCUUAAAUCUAGAUGCUACUCCGAAUUACAAGGCACUGCUCAUGUCUUUCCAGAAGCAGCUUACUGAAUCAAAAGCCAAGAACAAACAGCUUUUGCUUGAAAAUAUAAGUCUCAAGAAAGAUUUGGAAAUAAGGCCAACUGCACAGGACUUAAAAUUUUACAAGCACCAAGUGAAGAAACUACAGAAAACUUUAAAGAAAACUACCCAAUUUUCAGGGAGCAGGACCAGAGAAGAAGAAGAAAAGAAAGACACUGGCAGAAUUGCAGAGGUGGAUCAGCUGCAGGCUGCUUGUCAGCAAUACUUGCAGGUUUUGUCCCAUAUUGAUUCUAUUUUGCGAAGCCCAAGAGCUCCUCCAUUAAUAUUCCAGUCCAGCAAAGGGCCAGUGCAAAAUUGCAUUAAAGAGAAUGGUCAGGGAUGUGGAUUUGAGCACCUUCCACUCACUAUAGAAAUGUGGGCAGAUCAGCUCAUAGCCCUAAAGGAUUUGCAUAGGGCCCUGAGAAAACUGUCUCUGGAACUGCUGCCUGGGAACACUAAAGAUCCACAGGAUAACAGAGAAUCCUUAAGAGUUGAAGACCUCCAGCUGAUGGUAGAUGCAAUUUUGGAAGAAUUAGAACAUAAGGAAAAGAACAGCCAGACACAGUCCUUGCAAACACUGUCUGCCAUAGUCUCUCACUUCCAGAAGUUGUUUGAUGUGAAUUCUCUGAGUGGUGUUUAUCCACGGAUGAAUGAGGUUUACACAAAGCUGGGGGAAAUGACCAAUGCCAUGAGGAAUCUCCAGGAGCUCCUGGAACUAGACAGUUCAGCUCCACCCACUAUGGUAGUGGAUACUGUUGGGAAACUGUGUGACAUCAUUAAUAAGAACGUGACUGAGCAGGUACAGCAGCUUCUGGGCACCCAAGACAUCCACAGUAUCAUCAAUAAGCUUGAAGAACAUGACUGCUUCUUUCCACCCUUUCAAGCUCUCAUUGAAGAUUUGCUGUGUCUUUUAGAGAUCAGUAAUGUGGAUGAUAUUUUACCAGCAGUGCAAAACCUGAAAUGGGGAGCUGGUUAUGGCUGACUCCACUCAAGAAUCAAGAUUUCUCUUACCUGUGAAAGUACCUGCUGGUGCACAUUACAUUGCAGCUACCUCCAAGCACUGUUAUCCUAAGCAACAAUUCCAGAUUUUUUACACGUAAAUAAA
Molecule: messenger RNA, 2268 nt
Organism: Ficedula albicollis (Collared flycatcher)
Lineage: Eukaryota; Metazoa; Chordata; Aves; Passeriformes; Muscicapidae
Gene: CEP70
Product: centrosomal protein 70
Exons: 17
Coding region: 1-2145 (714 amino acids)
Biological process (GO): cilium assembly; regulation of microtubule cytoskeleton organization
Cellular component (GO): centrosome
Molecular function (GO): gamma-tubulin binding
Source: RefSeq, a predicted model, not a curated record